AUGGCUGCUGAUAGCAAAGCCAAGUGGGCUCAAAGUGACUCAAAUGAUUUAUCAUCCAGCGACAUCGAUGAUGAAGACGUUACUUGCUUCAUGGCAGAAGAAGAAUCUGAGGUAUUUGACUUCUCCUCUGAAGAGUUCACAAGCGAUGAAUUAACUACUACACUUAAUGACAUGGUCAUUGAGUACAAGAAGUUGUUAGACUCUUUGACACUUGUCUCAAGUAAACCAACUGUUUAUAGAACGAUUUAUGUUGAUAAAUUAGGUCGGGGUAAUUUCUCAACCAUCCAAUCAGCAAUCGAUUCCAUCCCAAAAAAUAAUAUUCGUUGGAUUUGUAUUUCAGUAAUGGCCGGUGAUUACAAGGAACAAGUUACAAUUCCAGUAAGAAAACCAUUUAUAUAUCUCAAAGGGGACGCAAAGAAAAGGACAAGUAUAAUUGGGGGUGGCCCUGGCUCAGCUUUCACAAACUCAACUUUCAUCUCUUUAGCAGAUAAUAUUGUAGUGAAACAUAUUACUUUUAUGAACUCAUACAAUUACCCACCAAAAAAUGAUUCCGCAAUGACAAUUGCUGUUGCAGCUGUAAUUACGGGUGAUAAAUCAUCAUUCUACCAUUGUUCCUUCUUAGGACUGCAAGAUACUUUAAGUGAUGCCCACGGAAGACAUUAUUUCAAGUCGUGCAACAUUGUAGGAGUCCUCGAUUUCAUCUAUGGUGCCGGUCAAUCCAUUUAUGAGGGAUGUACCAUAUCAGUGAUCAAUGGAGGAAGAGACAAAAGACUAGCAGGAUUUAUUACAGCUCAAGGACGAGAGAGACCAAAUGACCCAAAUGGGUUUGUUUUCAAGGAAUGCAAGAUUGUGGGACCAAGACUAGCCCAUUUGGGAAGAGCUUGGAGAGAGUAUGCAAGAGUCAUUUACUUCAACUCCUCUUUUGAAGCCUCUAUUGUUCCUCAAGGAUGGGAUGCUUGGACUGCCACUGGUCAUGAGGAAAGAACAACUUUCGUUGAAGAAAAAUGCUAUGGAAGGGGAGCGAACACUUCGGGGCGAGUCAAAUGGGAGAAAAAGCUUAGCCCAACCGAGUUGAAGUAUUUCACAAGCAUUUCUUACAUUGACAAAGAAGGUUGGAUCAAUAAGCAACCUAACUAUUAA
Molecule: messenger RNA, 1140 nt
Organism: Impatiens glandulifera
Lineage: Eukaryota; Viridiplantae; Streptophyta; Magnoliopsida; Ericales; Balsaminaceae
Product: probable pectinesterase 29
Exons: 6
Coding region: 1-1140 (379 amino acids)
Biological process (GO): cell wall modification
Molecular function (GO): pectinesterase activity
Source: RefSeq, a predicted model, not a curated record